This is a messenger RNA of Impatiens glandulifera, 2325 nucleotides long. RefSeq names its product probable methyltransferase PMT2. Lineage: Eukaryota; Viridiplantae; Streptophyta; Magnoliopsida; Ericales; Balsaminaceae. The record is from RefSeq and is a predicted model, not a curated record. Gene Ontology annotation, cellular component: endosome; cytoplasm; trans-Golgi network. Gene Ontology annotation, molecular function: methyltransferase activity. Bases 242 to 2077 code for a protein of 611 amino acids. The transcript has 7 exons.
CUUUCUCAAUAGAGAGAGAGAGAGAGAAGCCAUUCACAAGCUUAAUUCAGAGAGCUGUUAAGUGUUAAUCAGCGCUUUCAUCGGCGGAGUAUAAAAUAUUCGAAUUAUUCUGAAUUUCAUAUUUCAUCUUCUAGAUCUUGAAAGAUCAGAGCCCCGGAGUUGUUCUGUUGAGAACCACAAAGCUCCAGGAUCGCCGAUUUACGGCUCAGCUACUGAAGAUUGUUAAUGCAAGCUGUUGACAAUGGCAAUAAAACCAAAUUCUGGGGAUGGUAGGACCAGGAGUUCCUUCUACAUUUUUAUUGUCGCUGGUUUGUGUUGCUUUUUCUACAUAUUGGGAACAUGGCAAAGAAGUGGAUUCGGGAAAGGAGAUAGCAUUGCCCUACAGAUGACCAAGAGUGGAGCAGAGUGCGAUAUCAUGUCGAAUUUGAAUUUUGAGACCCAUCAUGAGAGCGAUGCUAGGUUGGAUGAUUCCAAAAGAAAAACUAAAAAUUUCAAACCUUGUGAUGCUCGCUACACUGAUUACACACCCUGCCAAGAUCAAAGGCGAGCUAUGACAUUUCCAAGGGAUAACAUGAUAUAUCGAGAACGUCACUGUCCCCAACAAGAACACGAGAAGUUACGUUGCCUAAUUCCAGCACCCAAGGGAUACGUGACCCCAUUUCCAUGGCCAAAGAGUCGAGACUAUGUUCCCUUUGCCAAUGCACCGUAUAAGAGUUUAACGGUGGAGAAGGCUAUCCAGAACUGGAUUCAAUAUGAAGGGAAUGUAUUUAGGUUCCCUGGUGGAGGGACACAGUUUCCUCAAGGAGCAGAUACAUACAUUGAUCAGCUUGCAGCUGUAAUACCAAUUGAAAACGGCCUUGUAAGAACUGCUCUGGACACUGGCUGUGGGGUUGCAAGUUGGGGAGCCUAUCUCUGGAAGCGAAAUGUUAUAGCCAUGUCAUUUGCGCCAAGAGACUCACAUGAAGCACAAGUACAAUUUGCUCUUGAAAGAGGAGUACCAGCUGUUAUUGGUGUUCUUGGAUCUAUAAAAAUGCCUUAUCCAUCAGCAGCCUUUGAUAUGGCUCACUGUUCUCGCUGCUUAAUUCCUUGGGGAGCAAACGCUGGCAUUUACAUGAUGGAAGUUGAUAGAGUACUUAGACCAGGUGGAUACUGGGUUCUUUCUGGUCCUCCAAUUAAUUGGAAGAAUAACUAUCAGGCAUGGCAACGCCCAAAGGAAGAGCUUGAGGAGGAGCAAAGGAGUAUCGAGGAGGUUGCUAAACUUCUCUGCUGGGAAAAGAUGUCUGAAAAGGCUGAAACUGCUGUUUGGCAGAAAAGAUUAGAUUCUGAAUCAUGUCGCCAAUCCCGAGAAAGUUCUGAAGUUAGAUUCUGUGAAAACGCUGAUGCAAAUGACGUCUGGUACAAGAAAAUGGAACCAUGCAUUACCCCAUCACCAACUUCUAUGGACACCACUGUACCAUAUCCAGACAGACUUUAUGCUGUUCCUCCUAGAAUUGCCAAUGGAAGAGUGGAUGGGGUCUCUGUUGAGGCAUUUGAGGAGAAUAAUAAGGCAUGGAAAAGACAUGUAAAUGCUUAUAAGAGAAUUAUCAAAAUCAUUGAUUCAGGAAGAUAUCGCAACAUUAUGGAUAUGAAUGCUGAUUUGGGAGGUUUUGCGGCAGCACUAGAUUCUUCCAAAUUGUGGGUUAUGAAUGUUGUGCCUACCAUUGCUAAUAAGAAUACUCUUGGAGCCAUUUUCGAACGUGGACUCAUUGGCAUAUAUCAUGACUGGUGUGAAGGUUUCUCCACCUAUCCAAGGACAUAUGAUCUUAUACAUGCCAAUGGUCUUUUCAGUUUAUACAAGGAGAAAUGUAAUUUGGAAGACAUUCUUUUGGAGAUGGAUAGAAUCUUGCGACCAGAAGGUGCAGUGAUAAUCAGAGACGAAGUUGAUGUACUGGUGAAGGUAAAAGGAAUUAUAGGAGGCAUGAGAUGGGAUGCGAAAUUGAUGGAUCAUGAAGAUGGACCCCUCGUUUCAGAGAAGAUAUUAGUUGCGGUAAAGAAGUACUGGGUUGUUGGCGAUAACAACUCAACAUCUAGACUUUGAUCGAAAAAUAUGGGAUAGAUGUUUGGCCUUUUAUCCAUAGGAAAUGUCUUGUACCUUUCCAACAUCAUUUUUUUGGCCAGUGGUGGUGGUGGUGAGAAAUGUAAAAGCUUUAGUUUGGUCCAUACAUCAUCAUCACCCACCACUUUUAAGUGAGUUUGCAAACUAUAAAUGUUGCUGUUACUGUAAGUUUAGUUUUAUUUAUAUCUGAAUUAUUUUCCCACUUUUAAAGAUCUUCAUUGCUUAUGAUA